GUGUGGAUGAACUGAUAUGUGUUUGUUUGACGCUCUGAAUGUUAGAGAUAGCUGCCGGCUAGCGAAUUAGCUCAGCUCUGGUCCAGGGAUGCAACGAUGUUGUCAGAGAGAUGCGCUGGAUACAGGAAUGGAUCAGCUGAUGAGGAGUGCUCAGAUAGCUGACCUGCAACAGAAGGUCCUGGAUGCGGAUAAUGAGGGACGGAUAAAGCAGCGCUGGGAUUCUAUCACAACCAUAGUAGAGGCCAAGAGCGCCCUGAAGAUUCUCAUGGCUGAGGUUGUAGCCUCCAAGGCGGCUAAUGCCAAGCUGGAGAGUGAGCUGAAGCAGGAAAAGGCCAAUCUGCUGGAUAUGCAGAAGAUAUUGUGUGAUGAGCGCAAGCUCAUGUCUGCCAUGGAUAUGGAACAUCAGAGUCAACUGGUAGAAAUGGAGCAGAGACACCAGGAGAAGGUGCUGUAUCUCCUUGGUCAGCUCCAGAGUAAUCCUGUGGCACAGGAGAACUGAAGGAGCAGCAGGAGGAGGUGUCUAAACGGGAGCACGAGCAAAUGCAGCGUCUAAAGUUUCAGGAAGAUGAAAUUGAAAAACUGCGAGAACUUAAUUAUCAGAACCAGAAAGUCAAAGAUGAAAAUGAACAGUACAAACAGAAAUUACUUCUGGCCCAGCUGACGAGUGCAAAGAAAGUCCUCUCUUCUGUGAAUGAGUCACCUGAUACAUCUUUUGAAUAUGUUCCA
Messenger RNA from Sinocyclocheilus anshuiensis, 726 nucleotides. RefSeq names its product chromosome-associated kinesin KIF4A-like. The transcript has 6 exons. The record is from RefSeq and is a predicted model, not a curated record. NCBI's taxonomy places the organism in Eukaryota, Metazoa, Chordata, Actinopteri, Cypriniformes, Cyprinidae. The coding region runs from base 89 to 499 and encodes 136 amino acids.